Messenger RNA from Sceloporus undulatus (fence lizard), 593 nucleotides. RefSeq names its product probable tRNA (uracil-O(2)-)-methyltransferase. NCBI's taxonomy places the organism in Eukaryota, Metazoa, Chordata, Lepidosauria, Squamata, Phrynosomatidae. The transcript is spliced from 2 exons. The record is from RefSeq and is a predicted model, not a curated record. The coding region runs from base 45 to 500 and encodes 151 amino acids. Gene Ontology annotation, molecular function: tRNA (uridine) methyltransferase activity. Gene Ontology annotation, biological process: tRNA methylation.
CGUGACGUCACUUCCCCGCGACUCCCCUCUGCGUUCCCUUCUCCAUGGAGGUGCUGGGUACGGCGUCCGUGAGGGACCCUGACAGGCUGCUUCCCGGAGGAUUCUGGGAGGCGGUGGGCGUCUGGCUGGAGAAGCCCCAGGUGGCCAACAAGAGGCUCUGCGGGGCAAGACUCGAUGGAGCCAGGAGGGUCGCCCCCUCAACCGCCGCCGCCGCUGGAGGGCUUUGGGAAGCGGCUUGGAGAGCCCUCCGCCCCUCGGUCCCCUGGGAGGCUCUCGCUCUCGAUGGCUGCCCCGAGGAAGGGGAGGUGGAAGUGGUGUUCCGCACCCUGGUGCCCAAAGUUAGCCCUCCUUCGCCCGCCAGGGAGCUGGUGGUGAAAGAUAUCGGUAAAGGAAUUGUAACCUUUUUGCCAUUGGAGCAAACCCCUGAAGGCAAAUGCAAGAUCAAGAAGUGCAAUGUUUAUCAAAUUCGACUUCUGCACAUGAAAAACAAUGAGUGGUGAGUGUUGGAAAGAUGUGCUGUUAUUCUUUGUCCUGUGAUGUGCAUAUCCUGUGAAAUUAGUUCUGUGAUUCCAGGUUACUUAGGCCUGUUACAG